Molecule: messenger RNA, 985 nt
Organism: Aspergillus aculeatinus CBS 121060
Lineage: Eukaryota; Fungi; Ascomycota; Eurotiomycetes; Eurotiales; Aspergillaceae
Product: mitochondrial 54S ribosomal protein mL57
Exons: 3
Coding region: 99-869 (256 amino acids)
Biological process (GO): RNA processing; mitochondrial translation
Cellular component (GO): mitochondrial large ribosomal subunit
Molecular function (GO): structural constituent of ribosome; ribonuclease III activity
Source: RefSeq, a predicted model, not a curated record
GUGCCCCCCAAAAAAAAAAGAGACAGCCCCGGACUGGCGAACCCCUCACUCUCACACCCCUUCUCCACCACUCCGAGUUCCGGUUUCUCACAGAUUCAAUGGCUUCGACGCUGUCCACUCGCGCGGUCAGGACACUCUCCGGCCCCGCGUGCCGCACCCUCGCUCGUCCCAGCGCGAUCGAAUCCGCUCUCCUUCCGCGGCGAGCCUUGUCGACAUCCACGGAGGCCGCGCCUGCCAGCCAGCAAGAUCGGCCGCGGUGGUCCUACACGCCCGAGCGUGCGAAGGCCCCCUUCAGUCUGCGCAUUGAUUCCAAACGCCCGGCCUGGAACUCCAACUCCGACCCCAAAGUCCUCGAUCGGUUCUACAUCGGCCUGCUCGGCCCUGAUGGCGACAAGGUACUAUCGGACGAGGUCAAAUGGCUGGCGGUGACGCACAAGAGUUUUGAUCAGGGACGGAGAGGUUACAACGAUCGUUUGGCUUUCUUGGGCAAACGCAUCGUCAAACUACAGGCUUCGCUGGCUCUGGUGCAGGGUCCAGCUGCCAGCGCCCCGACUCCGGACGCCUAUGGCCGCAUGCCCUUUACCCAUCCCGAUCUGGAGGGCUUGAGCAACCUCUCUUACAACGUCAAGAACUUCAUGACACACAAGGCCAAGAUGGCGCAAUUGGCAAACAAAUACGCACUCCAGAAGGUUUUGAGAUGGUCUCCUCGGCAGCCUCUCAACCUCCAGGCUUCCGGAUUGGAACUCGUUCUCGCUCACACGAUGUACGCUAUUAUCGGCGCCAUCUCGCUGGAGAAGGGCGGCGACGUCGCCAACAAGGUGGCACGUGAGCGGAUACUCAAACCCCUGGGCCUUGGGCUCGAGGCAUGAAGACGUCGGGGAGGCAGGACCGAAUUUGAAUUCUUCGGGGCAAUUCUUCGCAGGGAGCAUAUCUAGGCGUUUAUUUUCCUUUUUUGCCUUUUCUCCUUUUUUUUUUUCCGUCCUGG